Alternaria incomplexa is the source of this 639-nucleotide messenger RNA. RefSeq lists its product as uncharacterized. The record is from RefSeq and is a predicted model, not a curated record. The transcript has a single exon. Gene Ontology annotation, cellular component: endoplasmic reticulum membrane. The coding region runs from base 1 to 639 and encodes 212 amino acids. Gene Ontology annotation, biological process: vacuolar proton-transporting V-type ATPase complex assembly. Lineage: Eukaryota; Fungi; Ascomycota; Dothideomycetes; Pleosporales; Pleosporaceae.
AUGGCAGCCUUCUUCGAACAGCUAUGGGAGUCCAUCUUCAUCGCGGGGCCGACGCCUACCCUCCUUAUCGCAACAAACGCCUCGUUCGCUGCGCUCCAGGUCCUGCUGUUCGUCAUGCUCAUCGCGACGUACAGCAUACACUUCGUCAUUCUCUCCCUUCUAUGCGGAGGUCUCUGGUGGUCGAUAAACUGGUUUGCGACGGAGCUCAAGGCUGCGCAGGCGAAGGAGGAGGAAGCAAAGCGUAUCCGAGAAGCUAGAAGGGGCGGAAAAGAGAAGGGUGGUGCAGGCGACGACGGAGACGGCAUGGACACAGGCGACGAUACCGAGGUGGAUACCGAGGUCGAGCAAACGCAAACUAUCAAGCCCAAGUCGAGCCAGCCUCGUGCGCCCCGCCCCGAGACACAGAGCACGGUGUUUGUGGAGAGACCGGGUGGAAGUGAGACAGAGAACCCAACACAGGCUGCUGCUUCUGUCGGCAGCGGAGGCCCUACUAUUGCGAGUACUACGGGGGCGGCGACGAGUCUUGCAGCACCGGUAGACGAAGCGCUGAAGAGAAGGAAGGGCAUGGGCGAAUCAACAGGUGAUCUAUCUACCGACAGCGAAUGGGACAAGCUAUCGGAGGACUCAGAGGACAAGUGA